Acanthamoeba castellanii str. Neff is the source of this 498-nucleotide messenger RNA. RefSeq lists its product as uncharacterized. Bases 1 to 498 code for a protein of 165 amino acids. The transcript is spliced from 3 exons. NCBI's taxonomy places the organism in Eukaryota, Discosea, Longamoebia, Acanthamoebidae. The record is from RefSeq and is a predicted model, not a curated record.
AUGCUCUGGCGCGUCGAGUGGCGGUUCCCGUGCGCUGCCGAUUCCAAGCUCUUCUCCGACAGGGGAGAGCUAGCCCAGUACUCGCAGUUGCCCGCUGAGAGGCUGUGUUUCAUCAUGCGCGUAGAACGACUGCCCGCCAACGAGGUGAAGUACUUCCGGUUCGCGGGCGGUGACACGCUACGAUCCGUGCUGGAGGACACGGAACUAGUCGAGUUCCCCACUCUCCUCGUUCUCACCGACGACGGGCUGGCCCAAGCAGCCUACAGCAUCGUGGACAAGAAGGACGUGCGGAAUCUGCAGAGGCGAGCAGAGAAGGGCAAGGAUCAGCAGUCUGGCCAUGCAGGCGGCGAGCCACAGGCAGACCUCUAUCGAGAAGCCAAGAAUGAGAUAGGAGCUGCCGUUGCUGUUCCGCCAACGCCCGAACCCACGCCCGCCGGCGCAGAAGAGGACGAUGAUGAAGAGGAAGGCUUUGCCUUUGCUACCCUUGUCGAUUACUGA